This is a messenger RNA of Penicillium argentinense, 1509 nucleotides long. Its product is annotated as CAZyme family AA7. The record is from RefSeq and is a predicted model, not a curated record. The coding region runs from base 1 to 1509 and encodes 502 amino acids. Gene Ontology annotation, biological process: glucan catabolic process. NCBI's taxonomy places the organism in Eukaryota, Fungi, Ascomycota, Eurotiomycetes, Eurotiales, Aspergillaceae. The transcript has 4 exons. Gene Ontology annotation, molecular function: beta-glucosidase activity; flavin adenine dinucleotide binding.
AUGCACAGAAAGAAAUCAUCCGAGCUUGGUUUCCCUGGUUUUGUAUUCCCAGACACCAGCGGUAAACAGCAUGCACUCGCCUCCGCAAUCAAUGGCCUGGACUACGGCUCUUCCAGUAUUUGGAGCACAUCUACUAUCGAGGGGUAUCUGAAGCAGCAUAAUAUGACCGAGGCCCGACUGAACGAUAUGGCCAUUCGUAACCUCAUCGGAUACUACUAUGUCAACCUGGACAAUGGCACACAACCUUUGACAGCCGAACAGGACGCAUAUGUUGAUGUCCGUGGUAACUACGCUAAGCUGAUUCGCUCUCACGGAUCCAAGUCGAUGGCCCUUCUUAAAAACGAGAACAACGCUCUUCCCCUCAACAAGCCCCAUAAAAUGGCAAUUUUCGGCUCUCAUGCCCGCGCCGCUAUUGCUGGACCGAAUAUGGAAUUCAGCGUUGAGGGCUCUAGUCCUGUUUACGAUGGCCACCUGGCCACUGACUCUGGCUCUGGACAAGGAUCUCUGCCUUACCUCAUUACUCCCGAGACUGCGUUUACCAUCAAGGCCGCUCAGGAUGGUACCAUGCUCCACUGGGUUGCGAACGGCUUUGCUCGCAACCUGAAUCUUCGGCUUGUUGUCAAUAAUACUGGUCAUGCCUUUGCGGUUAAGGCUUCCGGGAAGGGUGGUCUUACUAUCUGGACGCAUUUUCUCAAGGACAAGGAGUACUACCCGUCCUUCAAGGCUGCCAACGGCUAUACGGGACCGGCAAUCAAUUUUGGUUCUGUUGUUCAGGUUUUCGAAGCUUAUGAGUUUGCUAAAAGUGUCGGCCACUUUGUUGUUGGUGGUGAAGCUGUCCCACUCAACCGAGAACUCAAUGUUUUCUGGAUGCUUCGCGGUGGCGGCGGCAGUACAAUUGGCGUCGUCACGUCUCUGACCGUCAAUGCCCUGGCCUCAAUUGGAAAAACUACGACUGUGACGUUCAACUUCACAGUGCAUGGCACUCCGGGCCCAGAUUCCUUUUGGUCUGCUGUCAAGGCGUACUUGGACCACUUCGAAACCUUUGUGGACGCGGGCACCUAUGGCUACUACUACAUUGGAGCCUCCUCAGCCGAAAUCGGAACGACAUAUAAAGGCGACACGAACUACUAUUUCCGCAUGGAGUCCCAUUAUGCGUGGGUCGAAGCCUUCCCCCGGGAAUACGUCGGAACCGACGUCGGGAAAACUGCAUCCCGUCUGCUUCCCCGUAACGUCUUCCAAAGCGACGAUCUUCGCGAUCAGACCUGGGCUGCAUAUAAAGAUGCAGUUGAGCAGUGCUCUUCCUCGCCGGCUUCCACAUCAGCGGAACUGGCAUCUCCGUCAAACCACCAACAGAUACCUCCGUCCACCCAGCAUGCCAUGACGCAUAUCAUUGUGGGCUCCGAAUGGUACUUCACCUCGACUUGGGACGUGGUAAAGAGCCAGACCUUCUUCGUGACCGAGUGGAUGGAUGUGCUGCGCAAGAUUGCACCAGACUCGGGCGCUACAUGA